This is a messenger RNA of Zymoseptoria tritici IPO323, 825 nucleotides long. RefSeq lists its product as uncharacterized. The transcript has a single exon. Gene Ontology annotation, biological process: amino acid activation for nonribosomal peptide biosynthetic process; secondary metabolite biosynthetic process. The record is from RefSeq and is a predicted model, not a curated record. NCBI's taxonomy places the organism in Eukaryota, Fungi, Ascomycota, Dothideomycetes, Mycosphaerellales, Mycosphaerellaceae. The annotation marks the transcript as partial. Gene Ontology annotation, molecular function: phosphopantetheine binding. Gene Ontology annotation, cellular component: cytoplasm.
GCAUUUGUUGCGUUUACUUCGGGGUCAACUGGAACACCUAAGGGCAUAAUCCAGACGCACCAAGGAAUUGUCACCGUAUGCCAGGCGUUGGCGAAUCAGCUGCACGUCACGUCUUCAUCUCGAGUGGCUCAGUUCCAUCCGUAUAUCUUCGAUGUGGCUUUGAUGGAGAUUGGGAUGUGCCUUGGUACUGGAGCGACGCUAUGCAUCUCCAAGAAGAAGGACAUGAUGCUUCCUUUGCCCGGAGAAGUCGGGUCGCAAUUGACCGCAUUCGGAAUCACACAUGUUACCAUGUCGCCGACGAUGCUGGAAACGAUGGACCCUGGUGAUGUGCCGACUGUCGAAGUGCUGAGCGUGAUGGGCGAAUCUCUGGGACGGCAUGCCGUGGAACAGUGGGCGAGCACUGCCUCGAGGACCUUUUAUCAGCUAUGGGGGUGCACGGAAGCGACGAUCCUGCAAUCCAUUACCACGGCCAUCACCGCAACUCAUGCACCACGAGAUGUCGGACAAGCGAUUGGCGAUACUUGUCGUCUGUGGAUAGUUGACCCAGCAAACGUAAAUAAGCUAAUGGCGGAGGCGGCAGCAGGAGAGCUCGUAGUCGAGAGUAGAGCCCUCGCAAGAGGAUAUAUCAACCAGCCCGAAGACACCCUAAGGAGUUUCGUCGAAAGAGCCGAUUGGAUGGAUGUCGCUUCUCGUGGCACGUUGUAUAAAACAGGCGAUCUUGCCCAGAAAGAAGCCGAUGGUAGUAUCACCUUCUUGGGCCGCCUGGACAGCCAGAUGAACUACCACGGCGAGCGGAUAGAGCUGGGCGAAAUCAACUUCCAUCUG